GCAAUGCAGCAUGAAUUGGCUCAAAACUGGGGAAUUAAUGCUACGGUUUUGUAUGAUCAGUCUCCUGACUUCUUUCACCCAGCUUCGCUGGAGGAGAAGCAUAAGUUGUUUUGUAGAUUAAAUGAGGACUUUUGUCGGCCUCUUGGUGUUAGAGAUUGCGUUAGUAAUGGAAAUCCAUUGAUGGGUAGUCAUCCCCAAAAUGAGACUGUGUUUACAACGGAGGUUGGUUCAAACAUAUAUUUGAAGCCAAACAGGCCGGCACUUGUUGUAAGCAGUACGAGCUGGACUCCCGAUGAAGAUUUUGGCAUUCUCUUGGAAGCUGCUGUAAUGUAUGACAGACGUGUUGCUGCUAUAUUAGGUGAAGAUGAUUCAUUAGACGAGGAGGUCAUCUGGAAAGAAAUAUCCGAUGGAAAACAAUGUUUAUAUCCCAGAUUGUUAUUCAUCAUUACUGGUAAAGGUCCUGAAAAAGAAAAGUACGAGGCAAAAAUAAAGAGAUUGAAACUUAAACGUGUGGCAUUUCGUACCAUGUGGCUAUCUGCUGAAGAUUAUCCAUUAUUGCUAGGAUCGGCUGAUCUAGGAGUUUGUUUGCAUACUUCAUCAUCGGGAUUAGACCUUCCCAUGAAGGUAUCCAUUGUUAUAUGUCAAUGUACAAACAAAGAUACGCUAUUAGCAAUUUUUUUUACAUUGUUAUUUUGAUAACCUUCCUAUGUGUAAUCUUUUGUAUCAUUUAGCCACAUUGCACCCAUAAGCUUCUUAGCCAUGAAACUGUAAUAAAUAUCAUGUUGCUUACGUUGGUAUUCCUAUGUUAUAAAACUUUUGAAAUUCCCUCACUAUAUCUUCAAAAGAACUUAUUUUUUAUUCUGAAAUAAUGUGCUUGAGUGCUUCAUUAGAGUAUCUCUAUAUGUUCAGUCUAAUUUUGGAUCCAUUCCUCAUUAUUCUUAAGAAAAUGUCUUG
Messenger RNA from Gastrolobium bilobum, 954 nucleotides. Its product is annotated as UDP-glycosyltransferase TURAN-like. NCBI's taxonomy places the organism in Eukaryota, Viridiplantae, Streptophyta, Magnoliopsida, Fabales, Fabaceae. The coding region runs from base 4 to 696 and encodes 230 amino acids. Gene Ontology annotation, cellular component: endoplasmic reticulum. The transcript has 7 exons. Gene Ontology annotation, molecular function: mannosyltransferase activity. The record is from RefSeq and is a predicted model, not a curated record.